AACUAAUUACAAAAAUUGGUGCAUCCGUGUGAGAGCAUUGCUGGGAUCCCAAGAUGCUUGGGAUAUUGUUGAGAAAGGUUACGAGAUUCCCGUGGAGGAUUCUCGGCUAUCUCCUGCUGAAAAGGAGGUUUUGAGAAAAAAUAGAAAGAGUGAUCAAAAGGCACUCACUCUAAUUCAUCAAUGUCUUGAUGAAUCCAAUGUUUGAUCAAAUAGCAUAUGCUACCACAACAAAGGAAGCACGAGAGAAUUUGCAAAAAGAAAUGCAAGGCGUUGAACCAGUGCAGAAGGUUCGACUUCAGACACUCAGGGGAGAUUUUGAAUCUAUGAAAAUGAAGGAGGGAGAAUCUGUUUCGGAUUACACCGCCCGUGUGAAGUCUAUCGCCAGCAAACUGAAGCAAUAUGGGGAGAAAAUUGAAGAGACCAAAGUGGUGGAGAAAAUUUUACGGUCAUUAUUACCGAAGUUCGUUUAUGUGGUGGCCAUGGAGGAAGCCAAAGACUUAUCAAAAUUGACGGUGGAUGAAGUCAUCGGUUCACUACAAGCCAGAGAAGAGAGGCUAAAUAAAAGAAAUGAAGAAUCGUCAGAACAAGUGUUAGCUACAAAAGCUACCACUAAGGAGAAAGAAGGCGCACGAGGAGGAAGUUACAACAGAGGUCGAGGCAGAGGCACUUAUCGAGGCAGAGGAAGAGGCAGAGCCCGAGGAGCAUAUCAAAGCAGAGACAGAGUAAAUUUCGCCACGAACUAUGAAACGUCCACCAGAGGUAGAGGUUGUGGUCGUGAACGUGGAAGAGGAAAUUGGAGAUCAAAUGAAGGUCGUGAUACAUCCAACGUCCAAUGCUAUAAUUGCUCGAAAUAUGGGCAUUAUGCAUCGGAAUGUUGGAGUCCGACUAAAGUAGUGGAGGAGACAGCAAACAACGUGCAAGAAGAAGAAGUUAAAGUCACAUUUGUAACAUCUCGUUCCGGCAAAACCCAUAUUUCGAUCGCUAGAAAGUUCGCGAUUUAAAAUCGAGCAUUUCGACACUAUUUCGACGAAAAUCGGAUUAUCAAUCGAUCGGAUAAAUAUACGUAUUAAUUAUAUAUAUAUAUAUAUAUAAUCUGUCCAUUUAAUUCCGCCGUCCAUUACAUUCCCAUCCAUUUUCUUCUUCUUCAUUCUUUGCGGACCGAGAGUAAGCGGAGAGCAGAGCCGCACGCAGAGCUCCGGGGAAAAAUUUCCAUAGCUCAAAAUCUUGAGCCCUACUGAUCCAAAAAUCCCGUAAGUAAUGCCUAAUUCAUCUAUUCAUCGUGAUUUAUCGAUUUAGAGCUUUAAAACGAGUUUUUGGUUCAUGAAUUUCUUGAAUUCCCGAUAAGCCAAAUUAGGAUUUCGGAGUAUCCGGAAGCCGGAUUGAGCCUAAAUUUCAUAUACGAGCUUCCGGCAGCGAGGUAAUCAAUCCUCUAGUUCUAAUCCCUGAAUUUCGGCUAUUAUUUAGGCCGGGGUCCAAACCGCUGAAUUUAGCUCCGGCCAGGGUUUGAUGUGUUUUUAUCGAGAAUUUGACCCGGAGCCUAGAACUAAUAUUGACGGGGAUACUGCAGGGGAUAUUAGGAUGGUCUCGGAUUUUAAUUCGGGGUUCGUUCGUGAAAUUGACUUUUUAGUACGGGAAGGUUGAACCGGUGUUUGAACGACCAUAACUGGUGAGGGAUUAGCACGACAUAUCGGGUUUGUCGUAUCACGAUAAUUAUAUUGAUGCUUAGAAUUGAUCUAGGUGAACUAGAAUGGCAUGAUUAGGGGUGUAUGAACUUUUGUGCUAUAUGUUGAACCCUGGAUUGCUGUAUGAUAUUAUUGACUUGCCCUAAUCGAUAUGAACCUUGUUUAUGCUGAUGAUUGUGUAUAUGUUGCAAAUUGUGGGCUUGACUGUUAAUAUGCUUUACGAUGGUUCGAGAAGGUGAUUAGGUAUGAUUUUCCAUGAUUGUUGUAUUUGGAUGCACAAGUGGGAAAAUAUAUAUUCCCUUGUGAUAUUAUGAUUUUUAAGGAGGAUGACUUGCACGAGGGUUUAUCCCGAGGAAGUGCAAUUAUACGACUCCUGAUUUACUUAUGUUGAGCCAAUUAUGGCCAGGUCAAGUACAUGUGCAAGUAAUGAAUUAUGAUUAAGCAA
Linum trigynum is the source of this 2127-nucleotide messenger RNA. The record is from the annotation of a GenBank genome assembly. Lineage: Eukaryota; Viridiplantae; Streptophyta; Magnoliopsida; Malpighiales; Linaceae.